This is a messenger RNA of Mirounga angustirostris (Northern elephant seal), 5637 nucleotides long. RefSeq names its product valosin containing protein lysine methyltransferase (gene VCPKMT). Lineage: Eukaryota; Metazoa; Chordata; Mammalia; Carnivora; Phocidae. The record is from RefSeq and is a predicted model, not a curated record. The transcript is spliced from 6 exons. Gene Ontology annotation, biological process: peptidyl-lysine trimethylation. Gene Ontology annotation, cellular component: cytoplasm; cytosol. Gene Ontology annotation, molecular function: protein-lysine N-methyltransferase activity. The coding region runs from base 335 to 1237 and encodes 300 amino acids.
CUUUGUCUUAACUGUUAAAACGCAAUCAGCAAGCUUCCAGCAACCAUUUUUAUGCAUUCAAAUGAAAAAUUAGGAGCAUGCUAAGGAAACUCUUGAUAAGGAGGAUUAUACCCUUCUUGGUACGAUCUUGGAAGCUGCCUGGAUUUAAGGCCAGUAACUACCGAGUGAAUUAGUCCCCAGGUAAAAACACCCCAGGUAAAGAGCAGGUGACAAUAUUAGCUUGUCUGGAAGAGUAAUUUAAGCUGCCUGCUUGUUAAGCCAGGCUUGUAAUUUAGAGGAGGCCGACCUACAGGCCUGGGAAGCGUGUGGUCCGGUGCUCAAGCACGCGCCGGUAAUGCUGCCUUCCCAGUUUUUGUGCUUCUGCGCACGCGCCUUGGCGCCAACUUCGCCACUAGGAGGCGCCGGGCCCUCUUCGGGCCGGCCUUGGGGCGGUGCGUGUGGGUGUGACGUCACUGCGCGCGCCGCAUCUUGUUUCCGGGCAGCGAUGGCGGCUACCCUGGAGUCCUCGGUGGAGGACCCACUGCGGAACUUCGUUCGAGUUUUGGAAAAGCGAGAUGGCACGGUGUUACGACUGCAGCAGUAUGGCUCCGGCGGCGUGGGCUGCGUUGUUUGGGAUGCUGCCAUUGUCCUUUCUAAGUACUUGGAAACGCCCGGGUUUUCCGGCGAUGGGGCCCACGCUCUGAGCCGGCGAUCGGUGCUGGAGCUGGGCUCCGGCACUGGGGCCGUGGGGCUCAUGGCUGCUACCCUUGGGGCUGAUGUUGUGGUCACAGAUCUUGAGGAAUUGCAAGACUUGCUGAAGAUGAAUAUUAAUAUGAACAAGCAUCUUGUCACUGGUUCUGUUCAAGCCAAGGUACUGAAAUGGGGGGAAGAAAUAGAAGACUUGACUUCUCCGCCAGACUACAUACUGAUGGCUGACUGCAUAUACUACGAAGAGUCUUUGGAGCCAUUGUUGAAAACUCUAAAAGAUCUUAGUGGAUUUGAGACUUGUAUUAUAUGUUGUUACGAACAACGAACAAUGGGAAAAAAUCCAGAAAUUGAGAAAAAAUAUUUUGAGCUCCUCCAGCUAGACUUUGACUUUGAAAAAAUUCCUUUGGAGAAACAUGAUGAAGAAUAUCGAAGCGAGGAUAUUCAUAUCUUAUACAUCAGAAAGAAGAAAUCGCAUCUGAAACAGAGGGAUCCACUUUCACGAGGAAUGUCACCUGUGGCCCCCACUGACACCCUUGGCUCGCUGAUUUGAUCGGAGGAUGUGAAGGAAGCCCACCCUUGCCCAUCAGGCUGCCCAUAUCUGCUUUUCUGCUGACUUGUCGCCACUAAAGAUUCCUCCCCAGCUUUUCCUUCUCUCCUCUGUCUGCAAGAAAAUGGGCCUGCUGCUCUUGGAAGCUGGGCUCUCGGAGCCCUUUAGCAGAGGGGUGAGUGAAAGUAAACUUUCCCCGUUCCCCAGCGAAGCAGGAGUGGACUCCCUCGGUGUUUCCACAGAGAAAACACUGACCCAAGGAAAUGCAUGACGAGUGGAGACGAAUGACGUCACAGAGAUGUCAGGGAAAGCACCGAACACUCUCAGCACCGCUCACUCCAUGGCCCUCUCCCACCACCUCCUCCAGCCCUCCCAGGACACCUCGGCCUCACAACUAAGGCAGCAUGUGCCGCUAAAGCGGCUCCCUGAAAAAAAGCAACAAAACCCUCAUUUGUAGUAUCUGCCAAUUUCCACAGUGUAAACACUCCCACCAUGGCCAAUUCAAGUUACCAAUGGUUUACUGCAGGCUCACAACAUUUUUGAUCUUGCAAACCAGGAGGGGACGACUCCCGCACCCCAUCAUCAGUCCUACCCCAGAAAAUCCCCGAAUCACACCAAGGGUGAAUAUGACUUUCAGCUUCUCAGUCAGAAGGAGAAGUGGUUGAAGUAUGAUUGGAUUGUUAUGACUAAUAUCGCAGGGCUGCAUGUGGAAGGACAGGAUGCAGGGGGUGAUGUUUUGUUUGGCAAAUUGGAGAUGAGUCUUCAUUUCUCAAUCUUGGUCUCAUCUCUCCCUGGGCUGGGGAAUGGGAGGGAGCCCUGUCCACAGAGCUUCUCACCGGCAUCACCCGAGGCUCUCUCCCAGGGCUCCCACAGAAGUGCUCUCUCUUUUAAAACCCCAUGAUCCUAAGCCAGAACACAGAAUUCUCCUUCUUUAAUUGGAUAAGUUUAAAAUGGAGGGUUUGGGAGCCAUUCUGGAUUCUGGGUUCUGCCUUUUGGUUUGGGUGGUGCUGAAAUGAACUCCUUCUUUAAAAGCUGGCUUCAGGAAGAUUCUGUAUCCAAGACCUAAAAGCCUGGACUGAUCUUUUCUGCAUUUUUAGGGAGUGUUGAGAAUGACCAGGAGGUGGGGCAGGUAGUUCCCAUAAAGCUGAGUGUGACCGAAUUUGCCCGUAGCCUGUGACACCAGAGAUAACACAGCCCUUCCUUCCCCUUUAGGGCCUGGGGAUGCCAUUGGACUGAGUGUAGGAUGGUGACCUACUUUUCUUCCCAAAACAUGGGGCGGCCAGCUGCAUUUUCUGAACUAAAAUCACCCACACUGCUCUAGUCUCUGUUCCCCUGCCCUCCUGGGCGUGCUUCUGGCUGGAGCUGGUUUUGUAAAGUGGGGUUUAUCAUGGGAAUCCUCCUCAAAGAGGCUGGUCAGACACCCCCAACCCACAUCCCUCCCAGACAUCAGUGUGGGUACUCAGGCCACCCAAAUCCUGGAAGGUGUACAGCACAGGAGAAUCUGGGUUGGCCCUGUCUCAGCCAGGCUGAGUCAGUUAAAGAAAAGGCUCAUUGGAAAUGGCCUUGAAUCUGGGGCUUCUCUAGUAUUCUAAUCACUCAAAGUCAGUCAGCUAAUGAAUAUUUAUUGAAGGUCUAUGAAGGGGUUCAGAACAAGCCACCCCCAAAUACACCACUUUUAGUGAUUAUUUUGAGCUGAAGUCACUUGAGAAACAGCAGAUCGGGGAAGGGUUCGCUUUUUUACCUAAAAGCAGAUCAUAAAAUUUCCCCCGAGAAAGGUGCCCUCCACCUGUCUCUCACCAGAGACUGGAAGAAGAUGCCAAAAAGGCCCUGUGCAAACAAACCUAAGAUAACACCUAUCUUUAACUAGUUUCCCCCCAUAUAUUUCCUAGUCAUUGGCCCACAAUUUACUGCCCCUAGUCCAAGCCUCUUUAUCUUCUCCCCACAGUGAAUUUGGGCUUAACAGCUUUUUCAGGCCCUCAUUUUCCUUCUAAAAACUCCUGUGUACAUGUAAAAAUAUGAAAUAAAAUGUGUAUGCUUUUCUCCUGUUAAUCUGUCUUACUAUGUCAGUUUAAUUCUUAGGUCCAGCGACAGAACCUAAAAGGGUAGAGGCAAGUUUUUCCUCUCCUACAUCAACUAUGGAGAUAAUGGUGAGCAAGGCAGAGUAAGAGGCUUACCGUCCAGUUUACAAGGAAAGCAGUCCUUACACAAAUAACUUGAGAUAAUUCAAUAAUGAUGUGGGUGCCAAGAGCUUUGAAGGAGAAGCACGAGGUGCAACGAGAGCGUAAGACAGGGGAGGCUAUUCAGGCUCAGGGACCCAGAAGGUUCCUGGGGGAAUGGAGGCUGAAGCUGAGGCCUGAGGGAUGGUUCACAUCCAGUGGGAUAUGAGAUCCUCCAGGACAAAGAAUUUAUGCUUCAGAAACAUUCUCUUUUCGAGGGUAAACUUGGGAAUUUAGAUAGUAACUGUAUCCCCUUUAUAUAUAGUGUGGUGGUGGAGACCACUGUUUGCCCCUCAACAUUCUUUCUUCUUUUCCUAAUAACCAAUCCCCAGGUUUUGCUGGGUACAUAGCUAUCCAGAGAAGAUUACAUGGCCACUUGGCCAAUGAGAUGUAGGCAGAAGUAAUGUAUGGGGUCUCUAAGAAGCCUUUUUUCUGCUACCUGGUAUCUGGAUGUGAUGGCUGGUGGCCUAGCAACCAUCAGGAACCAUGAGGAGACAUGCUAAGGUUGGGGGAACAGUGUAUUAAGUGGAGCCUUGUUCCCUGAAGACCAUAAGACAGCCCUACCAGCCCUGGCUUGCCUAUCUCCAGGUUUCUUUGAUGUAAGGAAGAAAUAAAGUUCAAUUUUUAUAAAGCCUUUAUUAUUUUCAGAUUUUCUAUUACACAAAGCCAAAUACAAUCCCAACGGCAACACACAACUUCUUUUCAGCCUAAUGAAGAGAACAUUUAUUUGCACAACCACAAAUUACCUAGUUUAUAGAAAAGCCUGUAAUAAUAACAAAUCUCUUUUCCUGGCCCCCUUCAUCCCCUCCCUGGUCCCCUUGUCCUCCCCUCGCCCCUGUAACCCCUCUCUUUCCUAACUCCCACACCAGAGCUAGGCCUGACCUCAGUGUUUCCAGCUCCAUGAAUGACAAGCUCACAGCCCAAAGGUUCUUGAGCUCUAGCUACCUUCCCUUAGUGGCUGCCUGACAGGAGUCCUGUUGCAGAGAGUCACACAAAAUCUAGGGAGGGAGCCAGCCUUCCAGGCUCCCUCCCAUCCUUCUCAAAGGGGUUUAAAGAGUUAGGAUAAGUGGGCAAAGCUGAGAACGUGCACCAAUUUGGAAAAACCACAGAAAUUAUUAGAGGCGCUUGAGUGGAACCUCCCUACCCUGAGCUUUUCAAGCAGUGCGGGCUUUAAUCAAGCUGUUUCCCCAGCCUCUGGCUAACUGAGUCCAAGAAGUCAAGACUCAAAGGGAGAAGGUCAUUGUGACUGGUUAUAAAACUCAAGGCUGGUGGGGUGAGUGCAGACCUCGCAUGCUGGGUCAGAUGAGGUGAGACCUGAUGUAAGUUAAAUGGUGAAACACACACACACACACACACACAAGGUGAGACCUGAUGUAAGUUAAAUGGUGAAACACACACACACACACACACACACACACGUUGAAGUCCUAAACCCCACUCUCUCAGAAUGUGGCCUUAUUUGGAGAUAGGGUCUCUAUAGAGGGAAUCAAGUAAGAAAGAAGUCAUUAAGGUAAGUCCUAAAAGGGGAAAUUUGGAGACAGGCACACAGAGUGAACACCAAGUGAACGUGAAGGCAGAGACAGGGUGAUGUUUCUACAAGCCAAGGAUGCCAAAGAUCACCAGCAAAGCACAGAGGCUAGGGGAGGGGCAAGGCGGAGAUUAUCCCUCCCAGCCCUCAGCAGGAACCAACCCCGCCGACAACCCUUUAUCUGACUUGUAGCUUCCAGAACCAUAAGAUUAAAAAAUUGCUGUUGUUUAAGCCACCCAGUCUGUGGUACUUUGUUAGGACAGCCCAAGAAAAUGAAUACAAGGUCCCUUAAGUGCCAGCCAACAGAAGAGUUUGGGGACAGCCACUGGUCUCAGAUGAUUUCCCUGCUGCCUCAUGUCGGGAUACGAAGACCUUGAGAACAGCUGAAGUCUCUCUAGGUCAUUCCACUUAACAGAGAAACUCAGGUGGGCCUCUCUCUCCCUGCAGACAGCCAGUUGCAUACUGAGCGGGGCCAAAUCCUUCAGGAGAAGGGCCUUUUCUGCUCACCUGCUGGGAAUCGUGAGAAACAAGGACUGAUGUUUCCUGGAGAGGGCCGGCUGUGGGUCUGUCUCUCUCUCUUCUAUUGUCUACCCAUCUCUAUCAUCUGUUUUGCUUUUGUUUUUUUCCUUUUCUUGGCAGAAAAUGUCUAGGGGCGCCUG